AUGACCGCAAGGGCCCUGAAGCCAAUGGUAGAGAAAAAAAGAAGAGACAGGAUAAACCAGAGCUUGGAUGAGCUGAGAACAUUGCUGCUGAGCAACACGCUGGACACGAGGCUGCAGAACCCAAAGCUGGAGAAAGCUGAGAUCCUGGAGCUCACUGUGGAGUACAUCAGGAAAAGAACAAAGAGAGGAGAUGCAGUGACGCACGCUCAGCCCAGCCUUAGUGGACCGCUAGCUCAGAGCUCUCAGCAGAAACCCCCUGUGGAGCCCAGUUCUGAGCAGGCACUCCCAGUUCCCAACCCCCUCUACAUGGCAGGGUUCCAGCAGUGUGUCUCCCGCCUUGCUAGCUUCAUGGACUGCGUCAACCCGUCCAAGAGGGAUAGCUUUCUCCAGGGCCUGAAGCACUACCUGGAGCCCCAGAGCCCCCACACCCUAGAGGACACACAGCAGCUAUUCCCCACCGCAGAGGUGGCGUUUUACCGGGACAGUGUGCAGAGUGGAGGCCAAAGCUCUGCACUGGGACAUCCUGGCCACAGCAGACCAGACUCCAUCUCAUACACUCACACCCCCCUCUCUCUGUACCAAAAAUCUGUGGUGCUGCACCACCCCCCCACCAGCCAGUCCCUCACACAUCCCUACCUUUCACCGCCUUAUUCUCUUUCUCCGCCCCCCUCUCCCUCUUACACCAGCUCCUCCCUUCCCCUCAGCACCCCUCCUCCAUACCUCUCUGUCCCCUGCCACUUCCCCUUCCCUCCCAACAUCUCCCCUCUCUCAUGUGAUUCGUCCUCCUCUGUGCCCUGUACCUCCCCUCAGCCAACACCGGCCCCCCCCAGCCAAUGUCCCUCAGUCCCUUUCCUCGGAGCCCCGCCCCUUCCUUCAACUAGCCCACCCACCCCUCAUCGCCCCUCAGCCCCUGCAGUAUUCUCUCCCGCCAAGAGAGGGCAGAGGGGAGCUCUGAGGCGAUCAUUAUUUCAUUCCCCAACCCAGCCAAUCUGGAGGCCUUGGUCUUGA
Megalops cyprinoides (Indo-Pacific tarpon) is the source of this 1008-nucleotide messenger RNA. It is a transcript of the gene her1, whose product is annotated as hairy-related 1. NCBI's taxonomy places the organism in Eukaryota, Metazoa, Chordata, Actinopteri, Elopiformes, Megalopidae. Gene Ontology annotation, molecular function: DNA-binding transcription factor activity, RNA polymerase II-specific; RNA polymerase II cis-regulatory region sequence-specific DNA binding; protein dimerization activity. Gene Ontology annotation, cellular component: nucleus. Gene Ontology annotation, biological process: anterior/posterior pattern specification; regulation of neurogenesis; regulation of transcription by RNA polymerase II. The record is from RefSeq and is a predicted model, not a curated record. The coding region runs from base 1 to 1008 and encodes 335 amino acids. The transcript has 4 exons.